GUUAAAUAAAUGUUAAAUAAAUACAAAAAUAUGCGCGCCCCAGACCUUGGAGGGCCUCCUGGAAGCAGUGGAGACUCAUCAGAACACUCAGGCCCUGCUGAGUGGUAGCCGGGCAGAGUCGGUGACCAGUUCAAGAAGUCGGAAGGACAGCCCCACUGCUGGGUACCCAGAACCGCCAAUCGGCAGGGCCAAGACAGGGCCAAAGGACCGCAAACCCUUGUAGAGACGGCUGGGGUAGGGCCGACCCGCCACCGACGACCCCAGGUAGAUGGAGACCAAAGGUGUUUUGAGUGUGGCACCUGGGGGCACAUGGCCUUGAAUUUCCUGGGUUGAGAGGAGUCGACGCCAUCUGCAAGUCCCGGAAGCGAGGUGAGUCACACAGUGAACUACGUCACCUCCUGUUGGGCACACCACGAAUCAACUGCACCCAUGGUCCCAGUGAAGGUUGACGGACACAACACGGAAGCUCUAUUAGACUCCGGAAGUAUGGUUACACUCGUAACCACGAGCCUGCUGAACCAGGAGACCAAACGGAGUAGGGAGAUGUCCAUUUGCUGUGUUCACGGGGACACAAAGCGGUAUCCAACCGUAUGGGCCAACAUCGUGACGCCACAAGGGAACUGCCAGAUGAUGGUGGGUGUAGUACCAGAGUUGCUGGUACCUCUCCUAGUGGGACGAGAUUGUCCACUGUUCGCGGCCUGAAGCAAAUGGUUGACCAACCUGCAUCUACAGGUCCGGAGUCAGAGUCGGAGGGGGUGCUGGAACCUGACCCCCAGCUGGGGAACCACGUGAGGAAGAGCCCAGCCUCCCCUUCCUCAAUUUCGAGGGGCCACUCGAGACACCCCCUGGGGGCCAACUGAGGGGACAAUUCGGGACGGCCCAGUGGGAGGACCCUAGCUUGAAAUCCGCCCAUAGCCCAAGUGAUAGCGGUGGAUGGACAGCUACUUCUGGGGGUGAGUGACUGGCAAUACCCCCAUUUCCAAAUCAAGAAUAACCUUUUGUAUCAGGUGUCGCGCCAACAGGGGGAACCUCGAGAGGUAUUGUUGCUGCCCCGACGGUACAUGAGAAUUGUUCUUCAGCUGGCCCACACCCACCUGUUUGGGGCGCACCUGGGAAUGGAGAAGACCCGGGAACGGAUCGCAGCCCGGUUCCACUGGCGCCGGGAUGAGGAGGGCCGUGGAAAACUACUGUCACAGCUGCCCGGAGUGUCAAAUGACUGCCGCAAAGGCACACUUCCGAAACACACUGGUCCCCCUACUGAUAAUCGGGGUGCCCUUUGAAUGCAUCGCCAUGGACAUAGUGGGACCCCUGGUAAAAACAGCACGAGGACACUAGUACAUCCUGGUAAUCGUAGACUAUGCCACCCUGUAUCCCGAGGCCAUUCCCCUACGGGCGGCGGUGUCCAAGGGAACUCCUCCAUGGGGUUUUCCCCUUUCGAACUCCUCUAUGGGAGGAGGCCACACGGCCUACUGGACCUCACCAAAAAGGUGUGAGAAGCCCAACCGACCCCCUUACACAGCGUGGUAGAGCACGUUGAGACGAUGAGGGAGCGGAUGACAGCCAUAUGGCCAGUUGUGAGAGAACAUAUGGAGAAGGCCCAAUGCGCCCAAGCCCAGGUCUACAAUCGGGGAGCCCAGCCCUGAGAAUUACAGGUGGGACACAGGGUGUUGGUCUUAAUCCCCACGGCCGAAAGUAAGUUCCUGGCAAUAUGGCACGGGCCCUACGAGGUGAAUGAGAAGCUGGGACCUGUCAAUUAUGGAAACCUCAGCAGGUUUACCACGUGAACCAGUUGAAGAAAUGGCACGAGAGGACAGCCUUGGCCGUGUUAUGGUCGGGGCCCAGAAUGCCAACGGUCCGAAUACCACUCGAGGUCCAAUGAGGACCUCGAGCCAGCCCAGAGGCAUGAGCUCAGGGAGCUCGUCGAUCGGAACAUGGCGGUGUUCUCCAAGAAGCCCGGCCGCAUGACCCUCAUUGAACACCACAUGCAUACCCGGCCCGGGGAAACGGCAUGAAAGAGGCCAUAUCGGAUUCUGUAAGCCCGAAGUAAGGCCAUGAAACAGGAAGUGGAGACUAUGCCUAGGAUGGGGGUCGUUGAAGAGUCUCACAGUGCAUGGUGCAGCCCCAUCGUGUUGGUGCCCAAACCGGACGGUAGCCUGCGCUUCUGUAAUGAUUUCCGCGGUGUGAACGACAUAAGCUUGCCUACCCUAUGCGGAAGGUGGAUGAGCUCAUCGACCGAUUGGGGAAAGGACCGGUACAUCAGCACCCUUGAUCUGACCAAAGGAUAUUGGCAGGUACCGUUGGCAAACUCCUCCCGGGAGAAGAUGGCGUUUUCGACACCAGGCGGAUUGCAUCAGUACCGUCCAUAUUUGAGAUUUUUGGUUCCAACCGCCCUGUCUUUGUGAGACGCAGAGUAGGAUGAGCUGGACCUGUCAGGGAAACACCGGGAAGUCAUGUUUGCCCUGCCAGCUGAGAAGAAAUGGCAGAUGUACUGUAGCAAAAAGAAGGAGGGAGAAGAGAGCAAGGGAGCAACUAGCUGGCCAGAGUUCUAUAUCGACCAGUUGAAUUCUAUGGCUGCUAGGAAGACCCUUAUUGCUUUGGAAAUGGAAGAUGAGGAAGAGAGGAACAAGACAAUAGAGAGUUUAAAGACAGCUCUAAGGACACAACCCAUGAGGUUUGUGACGCGGUUCAUCGACCUGGACGGUCUGACCUGCAUCCUGAACUUCCUGAAGAGCAUGGACUACGAGACCACCGAGUCCCAGAUCCACACGUCCCUGAUUGGCUGCAUCAAGGCCCUGAUGAACAACUCCCAGGGGCGCUCCCAUGUGCUCUCCCACACAGAGAGCAUCAACAUCAUUGCCCAGAGCCUGGCAACUGAGAACGUCAAGACCAAAGUGGCGGUGCUGGAGAUCAUGGGCGCUGUGUGUCUGGUGCCAGGAGGGCACAGGAAGAUCCUGGAGGCAAUGCUGCACUAUCAGAAGUUUGCUUGCGAGAGGACUCGCUUCCAGACUCUGCUGAAUGACCUGGACAGGAGUACGGGGCGCUACAGGGACGAGGUCAACCUGAAAACAGCCAUCAUGUCCUUCAUCAAUGCAGUGCUUAGUCAGGGAGCAGGGGAGUCGAGCUUUGAGUUCAGAAUUCACCUGCGAUACGAGUUCCUUAUGUUGGGCAUCCAGCCAAUCAUCGAUAAACUGAGGUCUCACGACAACUCAACGUUAGACAGGCAUUUGGACUUCUUUGAGAUGCUGAGAAACGAGGAUGAACUAUCUUUGGCAAAACGCUUUGACACUGUGCACAUUGACACAAAAAGUGCCACGCAAGUGUUUGAGCUCAUAAAGAAGAAGAUGAACCACACAGAUGCACACCCGCACUUUAUAUCUGUCUUACAGCACUGUCUCCUUAUGCCUUACAAGCGUAGUGGGAACACAGUGCAUUACUGGCUCCUCCUGGACCGCAUCGUCCAGCAGAUCGUCCUGCAGAACGACAAAGGUCAUGACCCUGACGUCACCCCCCUGGAGAACUUCAACGUGAAGAACGUGGUGCGAAUGCUGGUCAACGAGAAUGAAGUCAAACAAUGGAAAGAACAGGCUGAGAAAAUGAGAAAAGAGCACCAUGAGCUGCAGCAGAAGUUUGAUAAGAAGGAACGCGAGUGUGAGGCCAAGACCCAGGAGAAGGAGGACAUGAUGCAGACGCUGAAUAAGAUGAAGGAGAAGCUGGAGAAGGAGUCCAGCGAACACAAGCAGGUCAAGCAGCAGGUGGCCGACCUCUCCGCCCGGCUGCAUGACCUCAGCACUAGGCCAAAUGCAAGUGUUCCUGGUGGCCAUCCACUCAUACCUGGGGCCCCUGGAGGUCCCAUACCACCCCCUCCCAUGCAGGCUGCCAUGCCCCCACCCCCUCCACCACCCCCUGGGGGCAUGCCUCCACCGCCACCCCCUCUACCCGGUGGCCCUCCUCCUCCUCCAGGCAUGGGUCCCCCUCCUCCACCUGGAGCUCCCAUGGGACCAGGGCUGAAAAAGAACAUCCCCCAGCCCUCCAACCCACUCAAGUCAUUCAACUGGGCCAAGCUGGCUGAGAAUAAGCUGGAGGGCACUGUGUGGACGGACGUAGAUGACAUCAAGGUUUUCAAAAUCCUGGACCUUGAGGACAUCGAGAAGACCUUCUCUGCAUACCAGAGACAGCAGGACUUCUUAACAAUGAACAAUAACAAGAAAGAGUCCGAAGAUGAUACUGUGACCUCCAAGAAGGUCAAGGAGCUGUCAGUCAUUGACGGUCGCAGAGCCCAGAACUGUAACAUCCUCCUCUCUCGCCUGAAGCUGACCAAUGAGGAGAUCAAGAGGGCCAUCCUGACUAUGGACGAACAAGAGGAUCUGCCCAAAGACAUGCUGGAGCAGCUGCUAAAGUUUGUCCCAGAGAAGAGUGACGUGGAUCUCCUGGAGGAGCACAAGCAUGAGCUGGACCGCAUGGCCAAAGCUGACCGCUUCCUCUACGAGAUGAGCAGGAUCAACCAUUACCAGCAGAGGUUGCAGUCCCUCUACUUCAAAAAGAAGUUUGCUGAAAGAAUCGUCGAAGUCAAACCUAAAGUUGAAGCUCUAACCAGGGCCUCUAAAGAGAUGCUGCAGAGCCGCAACCUCAAGCAGCUUCUGGAAGUGGUCCUGGCCUUUGGUAACUACAUGAACAAGGGCCAGAGGGGAAACGCCUAUGGCUUCAAAGUGUCCUCACUCAACAAGAUCGCUGACACCAAGUCCAGCAUUGACAAGAACAUUACUCUGCUGCAUUACCUGAUCACCAUCCUGGAGCAGAAGUAUCCCAAAGUGGCUGUGUUCCAGGAGGAGCUUCAGAGUGUUCCAGAGGCAGCUAAAGUCAAUAUGACAGAGCUGGAGAAAGACAUCAACAAUCUACGCUCUGGUCUGAAGAGUGUGGAGCUGGAGCUGGAUUUCCAGAGAGGUCUUCCUCAGGUUUCGGGGGAUAAGUUUGUGUCUGUGGUGAGCCAUUUCAUCACUGUGGCCAGCUUCAGCUUUUCAGAGGUGGAUGAUUCUCUGACUGAGGCCAAGGAGCUGUUUCUGAAGGCAGUGCAGCAUUUUGGAGAGGAUGCAACCCGUAUGCAGCCUGACGAGUUCUUUGGAAUCUUCGACCAAUUCCUGCAGGCGUUCGCUGACGCUAAGCAGGAGAAUGAGAACAUGCGCAGACGCAAGGAGGAAGAGGAACGACGGGCCCGCAUGGAAGCACAGCUGAAGGAGCAGAGGGAGAAGGAGCGCAAGGCCAAGAAGGCAAAGGAGAACUGUGAGGAGGACGGUGAAUUUGACGACCUCGUUUCAGCCCUGCGCUCCGGGGAGGUGUUCGAUAAGGACUUGUCCAAGAUGAAACGCAACCGCAAACGUGUCAACUCAUCAGCUGAGACCAGCAGGGAGCGACCCGUCACCAAACUGAACCUCUGAAACAACUGAUCCUGUCUUACUGGAGCUAAGCUAUGCUGCCCUCUGGUGUCCUGGCAUGAGCCUAAUGCCCCCAGUUUUGGGAGUGGACAGAAUUCACUUCUAAAACGGAACUGAGCAGGAAAGGUGGUGGACAGACCUCUACUUACUCUUCUGCUACUCAAGCAACAAUAACCCAGAGCUUAUGUCCAUCUGGAAACAGACAUAUAAGAUAUUACUUCCUCAGAAAACCAUGAACUAUGGAUAAGGAGUGACUCUCUAAGCUAUUUGUGUUAAUUGCCAAAACCUACACUUUUAAAAUGCUGUGCUCUGAAUGACAGUUUUUCUCCUGUUGUGGAUGGGACACUUUUUUUAAUAGCAUAGGGCUUGUUGCCCUGGAGUAGGACACUCUUCUUGACCCUUCCUACCUGCAAAAAUUAGCAGGAAGUGGAAUGGAAAGCCAGGGGUCACACGCGCACACACCGGCUGCGACACAUUUCCUCUUUUAAACGGGAGAAAGUGGAACUUCUUUCCUGCUAUUGUGUUCAGUCAGUCAGACACCUCUAGAGAUUACAGUAGAGGAUGCCAACCCCAUGCAGAGAAACAGUGUCUCUUGAAGCACAAUCCAUCAUGUAUGAAUUACGUUUUUGAGAUGAGCAAAAACGCAUAACAAGAAACACAUUUUAAUACUGUUUUUAUCACAAUUUUGCAAAGACCUAAUUUAGAUAUUUAAAACCAAAUCAAAGAUACAAUAUUACCAUUUUAUUAGAGCCUAUAACUUUCAUCUAUAAAAUACUCCAUUAGAACUGAAAUAUACAGUAUUGUAGAAGAGUAGGAUCUCAUUUUAGGCCUGCUGACUUGAAAGGACAGUGUCACUGUUUCUAUAUUAUUUGAAGAGUUACCAAAAAUAAUUGCUCUUCCUCUGGUCAUCCUAACACCCGGAGGAUAUCAGUCUGGAAACUAUGCAGCCCAACAUUUGUUUUUGUGUUCAUUACUGCCAUGUACCAGUCAAAAGUUUGGACACACCUACUCGUUCAAGGGCGUUUCUUUAUGUGUACUAUUUUCUACAUUGUAGAAUAAUAGUGACAACGUCUAAACUAUGAAAUAACACAUAUAGAACCAUG
Messenger RNA from Oncorhynchus tshawytscha (Chinook salmon), 6532 nucleotides. Its product is annotated as disheveled-associated activator of morphogenesis 1. The transcript is spliced from 25 exons. The record is from RefSeq and is a predicted model, not a curated record. Gene Ontology annotation, biological process: actin cytoskeleton organization. Gene Ontology annotation, cellular component: stress fiber. Bases 2451 to 5432 code for a protein of 993 amino acids. Lineage: Eukaryota; Metazoa; Chordata; Actinopteri; Salmoniformes; Salmonidae. Gene Ontology annotation, molecular function: small GTPase binding; actin binding.